Messenger RNA from Pleurotus ostreatus (oyster mushroom), 1143 nucleotides. RefSeq lists its product as uncharacterized. Gene Ontology annotation, cellular component: fungal-type cell wall. Gene Ontology annotation, biological process: fungal-type cell wall polysaccharide metabolic process. The coding region runs from base 1 to 1143 and encodes 380 amino acids. Lineage: Eukaryota; Fungi; Basidiomycota; Agaricomycetes; Agaricales; Pleurotaceae. The transcript is spliced from 5 exons. The record is from RefSeq and is a predicted model, not a curated record.
AUGGCCUCCAAGAUUUUGAACCUUCUCGCGAUAUCAACUUUAGCGAUUUUAGCCUCUUCUUUCGGCCCCGCUUCAGUCACCGCUCUUUCGGUCGAUUCACAUCACCUUGUUCGACAAGUCCCCCAUGCUCAUGGUGCGGUCGCGAAGCGCAAGCGUUCCGUUAACAGGCGUUGUAAGCCCCGUCCUACGACGAAGACUCCAUCUGUCCCCACACCAGCGCCUGCAACUGGCGACAAUGGCAGUUCUGGCAACAAUGGAGGUAGCGGAGGCAGCGGCACGACCAAGCCUGCCGAUCCCAAGCCUCAAAGUGACAAGGGCGCGGCUUCAAGCACCCCCGCCGCACCCAAGCCCUCAGUGACGCCCAAGCCUGCUGAUAACAAUAAUAACAACGGAGGCUCCAAUAACUCCGGCAGUGGCAGUGGAAAGGUUGGCCUCGCCUGGCCCAACGGCGAGGACAUCGAUCUCGCCAACUGGCACACUGGAAGCACUAAGUUCAUCUACACUUGGAGUCCUUGGAUCCCUGCCAAAGCCAAAUCCCUUGGCUUUGCUCCCGCUCCCAUGCUCUGGGGCGAGAAGCAGCUCUCCGACUUCAAGAAGCUCGUCAAGCCCGGUUAUGCUAACAUCGCGAUGGGCUUCAACGAACCUGAUCAGGGUGGUCAGGCUAACAUGUCUCCCUCGCGUGGCUGCUCCUUGUGGUGGGAGAACCUCAACCCGUUGAAGGACCAAGGCUAUCAACUCAUCUCCCCCGCCUGCACGAACGCCCCCAGUGGUACUCAAUGGAUGAAGGACUUUAUGGGUUGCUGCCGUGACUGCCGAAUUGAUGCCAUCGCUACCCAUUUCUACGGUACUUCCGCCCAGGCUCUUAUCCAGCACGUCACCGACAUCCACAACCUCUUCGGCAAGGACGUCUGGGUUACUGAAUUUGCAUGCCAAAACUUUGGUGGUAGUGGCGGCCAGUGCUCGAAAGCUCAAGUUAAUGAAUUCAUGGACACUGUGACCGGUUUCUUCGAUAAUACUCCAUGGGUAAAGGCAUACUUCGCCUUCGGUGCCAUGCAUGACAUGUUCAACGUGAACCCCGACAACCAACUGAUGGGCGCUGACGGGAAGCCCAACGCAUUGGGCAGGAAGUACAUCAAGGCCUAA